Molecule: messenger RNA, 2459 nt
Organism: Hevea brasiliensis (rubber tree)
Lineage: Eukaryota; Viridiplantae; Streptophyta; Magnoliopsida; Malpighiales; Euphorbiaceae
Product: serine/threonine-protein kinase STY13
Exons: 5
Coding region: 997-2103 (368 amino acids)
Biological process (GO): protein phosphorylation
Cellular component (GO): plasma membrane
Molecular function (GO): ATP binding; protein kinase activity
Source: RefSeq, a predicted model, not a curated record
UGCUUUUGGAAUUAUUCAUUUUUCGACUUACAAGUUAUUUUCUCUUGAUUUGUAUUCAUUUCUUGUUUACCUGGAAUUUCCAAAUGUCAAUUAUUGCAUUCUUAGAGAGAGAUGAAAUGUUUAUCUUUUAAGUGAUUCCCCGAUAAGCAUUCUUGCUUUUAUCUUUUAUCGUGAUGUAUAACCAUCAUUGAAUUUUAUAUAUGAAAUUAUUAAAAUAUAGAAGAAAACUACUAUGUGAAAAUGGGUACAUGUCAAAUGAUAUGGUGCUAAUGAAAUUUUUAAUUGUAAGUGACGUUGUGGCAAUCUAAGAGAUGAUAAGUUAAUGAUGAAUUGCUUAGUCCAAGAUCUGAUAGUGUGAUUUUGAUAUUCUUAUCGUGGGGAAGAAUGAGGUUCACGGGAAAGUUGGAAGGUAUGGCUAUUUACAUCAUGAAUCUUAUGUGCAUCUGGGGAUUUAGAAUUAGUGGAUGCAUCCUGAAGUGAAAAUUUUUUGAGUCUUUCCCCAGGCCAAGUUAUAGAUUACUUUAAGAUGUGUAGAUGGUGUGCAUUAUCUUUUUUUAAUUAUGGCUUAGAAGACAUCUUGCAUUUGGUGGACUGGAUUCAAAUUCAAAUCACUUGCUGUUGGGUUGGUUCUUCACCAUCUAUACUUCCAUCAAUUAUUUGACAGAAUUGGAAAUCUGCAAAUCUUUUCAGGGUCAACGAACAAGAAUUGAACAUAUUUUAGACAAAUGCUUAAGCCGUUUUUUAGUAUUUUAAAACUAUCUUGUUUAAGUUCUUUAUCUAUGUUGAUUGUGUGUUAAGGAAUUGCAUCAAGAUCAAAAUGGGUAUCGGCUUGUGAGAGUCCUAUUCAACUGGAUGAAAUUUGCCAAAAUAUAGAUUUAUUUUUUAUUGUUUGGUUUACUUAAGUGCCACUAGUUUGCAAGGAUUUAAUGGCUUCACUUCUUUAUGUGGAGUUUUGGAUAUUCAUUUAUUGCUUAGGAGAUUGUUAGCAUCAUAUCUAUGAUUGAUAACUCUGUAGUUACUUCUCACAUUUUCCCCACUUCAAUUCCCUCCCAGAAAAGAUUACCCAUAGUUAUUUCUAAAUCCUUCAAAUCAGUGUCGGUGAACGUAACUAGUAUAAUGGCACUGUGGGUUGUUUACUUCACCGCCUAUUAUACUGGAAUGCCCUCAAACAUCAAAUUUUUUAGGAAACACAUAAUUGAUUAUUACUUUUCUUUGCAAUAUCCUAAUUAUCUAUUGUUACUCUUAAAAAAUACAGUGAAGAUAUUGAACUGGGGGGAGGAUGGCAUUGCCACAGCUGCUGAAAUUGCUGCUCUCCGGGCAUCAUUUCAGCAAGAGGUUGCUGUUUGGCAUAAACUUGACCAUGCAAAUGUCACGAAGUUUGUUGGAGCUUCAAUGGGAACUUCCAAUCUUAAAAUUCCUCCCAAAAGUCCUACAGAUGGAAGUUAUGAUUCUGAUCCUUCCAGCGCAUGUUGCGUUGUUCUUGAGUACCUUCCUGGAGGAACGUUAAAGAAAUUUUUAAUCAGAAAUAGGAGAAAGAAACUUGCCUUUAAGGUUGUGAUUCAACUUGCUUUGGACCUUUCGAGGGGUUUGAGCUAUCUUCAUUCUAAAAAGAUUGUACAUCGUGAUGUUAAGACAGAAAAUAUGUUGUUAGAUGCUCAUAGAACUUUGAAAAUAGCUGAUUUUGGUGUUGCUCGAGUUGAAGCUCAGAACCCAAGGGACAUGACUGGGGAAACUGGUACUCUUGGAUACAUGGCCCCAGAGGUCCUUGACGGUAAGCCAUACAAUCGGAAAUGUGAUGUGUACAGCUUUGGUAUAUGCUUAUGGGAAAUUUAUUGCUGUGACAUGCCUUAUCCCGAUCUUAGUUUUGCUGAAGUUUCAUCUCAAGUUAUUCGACAGAAUUUACGCCCAGAGAUCCCUAGAUGUUGCCCAAAUUCAUUUGCAAGCAUCAUGCGUAAGUGUUGGGAUGCAAAUGCAGACAAACGUCCUGAGAUGGACGUUGUAGUGAGGCUGCUAGAAGCAAUAGACACGAGCAAAGGAGGAGGCAUGAUUCCUGAAGAUCAAUCCACUGGCUGUUUCUGUUUUAGUUCAGUUCGUGGACCAUGACUUCUUUUAACCUUCCAUUCCUGAUAUAUACUUGCGAAAUACUGAAGCAGUUCAUUGCCAGACUUCAGCUGGUCUUUGCAUAGCUAACUAAAGAUUCCAGCUUUGUUGGACACAGAAUUGAGAAUGCAGAGGAAUUUCUGGUCCUAGUCAAGUCUUGAAAUUUUAAGAUUUGGUUACUGUAAUCGUUAUUGCUGGACAAAAUUCAGGAAUUGGAAGAUUGGAAUUCCAUAUUUGUAUAACAUUCGUCAAACUGGUUUCAAACAUUCUAUUCAGAUAGUAGCCUUGAUAAUUCAUUAUAAGUUGAUAUAUAUGGUAGCUGAAAAUUGGGAGCUUUAUGUUGGUGGAACCAAAGUCAA